GAUGGAUGAUAGGCAGUCCAAAACUUGACACCCUUGAAUCAAUGACAACACGAGAACGUUGUUACGAGAAGCCUUGUGACGAUUUUAAUGCAAGGACUGCGGAUCGAAGGUUGUUACACUCGACCAAAUUCUAAGCUGUUUCAACUUCAAAUCAAGGUGUUGUUUUGGUUCUCAACCGUUGUUUAACGGUUGGAUAAUAAAUUAAAUAAUGGAAGGCUUUGGAAUGGCUUACCCCAUUGGCUAAUAAAAGGUGCAAAUGCGAUCGAGUUGGUUCUCGUUGCUACGUUCUUCGGUGUCGCAAAGCGAGUUUUCCCUUUCCGCCACCUCCCCUUCGCAGCUUCGUUGUGACCGUCACGGGUUAAUGGGCUCUGCUUCGUACCAACCAUAGAGACAACAAGAUAUGAUUUUCACGGUAGAUCACUUUCAAAUUUCCAUCCCGGCGGCAUGCGCAGCCCGCAAGCACAGCGAUAAAACAUUCCGGCCUCGGUCCCACACAAUCGGGCCAACAUUGAACGGACUCUCAGAUCCCAAAGCCUUCGAGUCCACCUCUAUAUCUAAUGACCGACCAGGGAAAUGCGAGUGUUUCGACUUGUACAAAGACCUGGUUCCUUAUGGGAAGGCAUGGUCUUGGCAGCGAAGAAUUGUUAGUGACAAGAUGACCUUGAUUGAAAGAAAGCAAGAUUGUCCUGAUACGCUAAUCAUUCUACAGCAUCAUCCUGUGUAUACAUUGGGCACUGGGAGUUCCGAAGAGUAUCUGAAUUUCGACAUCAAGAAUGCUCCCCACGAUGUUUACCGAACCGAGCGUGGCGGCGAAGUCACCUACCAUGGCCCUGGCCAGGUAGUUCUGUACCCAAUUAUCAAUCUCCGAAAUCAUAGGAUGGAUCUUCAUUGGUACCUCAGGGCACUUGAGGAGGUGGUCAUCCGCGUUCUUUCUACAACAUUUUCUAUCAAGGCAUCUCGGCUUAAGGGUUUCGCUGGCGUUUGGGUUGGAGACAAGAAAGUGGCAGCCAUUGGGAUACGAGCUUCUCAAUGGAUAACAUAUCACGGCUUAGCACUAAAUGUCACCACAGAUCUAACCCCAUUUCAGUCGAUAGUCCCAUGUGGGAUAGGAAACCGUCAGGUUGGAACGAUCAAGGGGUUGCUAGGAGAACUUCAGCAAUCCACUGGAUGUGUAAAAGCAGACGUACCUCAUCCCAAUGAUUGCCAGCUUAUUGAUAUCACUCACGCAUCUUUGAUCAAAGAAUUUUCCGAGUUCUUUCAACUUGAAAUUCAUCAUAAAACCAUCCACAUGUUGGAGUUUGAGGAAGCAACAGAUAUAAGCUCUCUAAGGAGAAACUAAACUGACAGAUUCAACGCAGCAUGCUGAAGUUAUCUGGUCAGAAGAAGAAAAAAGAUUUGUAGUGUUCUUGUUGCCUUCUCUCAUAAAUACCUGGAUGAACUCAGCAGCAGAAAGUAAGUAUCGUGCUUUAGAUUAUACUGGCUUCUACAACAAAGUUCUUUUCUACCAUGCACAGUGAAACCCAUUGCCAGAUAGCCACAGAAUUGUAACAGAGAAUUUGACAGUCCUCUCUAUAUUUGAACAUAAUUGCUUCCCAUCGAAUGCUUGAAGAUAAUAAAAGAGAUUUUUGUUUUUUUUAA
Molecule: messenger RNA, 1638 nt
Organism: Carya illinoinensis
Lineage: Eukaryota; Viridiplantae; Streptophyta; Magnoliopsida; Fagales; Juglandaceae
Product: octanoyltransferase LIP2p2, chloroplastic-like
Exons: 4
Coding region: 401-1339 (312 amino acids)
Biological process (GO): protein lipoylation
Cellular component (GO): mitochondrion
Molecular function (GO): lipoyl(octanoyl) transferase activity
Source: RefSeq, a predicted model, not a curated record